Myripristis murdjan (pinecone soldierfish) is the source of this 2287-nucleotide messenger RNA. It is a transcript of the gene barx2, whose product is annotated as BARX homeobox 2. Gene Ontology annotation, molecular function: DNA binding; DNA-binding transcription factor activity, RNA polymerase II-specific. The coding region runs from base 181 to 1059 and encodes 292 amino acids. Gene Ontology annotation, biological process: regulation of DNA-templated transcription. Lineage: Eukaryota; Metazoa; Chordata; Actinopteri; Holocentriformes; Holocentridae. The record is from RefSeq and is a predicted model, not a curated record. The transcript has 4 exons.
UCACCACGGCGCUCCUGGGAAGGCGAAACUAUUAUUUUCCCUCCUCUUUUAAGGACAAACAAUGAAUCGUUUAAACGCGUGAACUCUAACAGCCGCCUCCCUCUCGUGUUUGAACCGGCAAAAGUUGCAAUUAAACUGAGCGAGCGAAGUGUGCGGCCAAAUAGCGCGCAGCGAGAGACCAUGCACUGUCAAGCCGAGCUGAGGCUCUCUUCCCCCGGGCAGCUCAAAGCAGCCAGGCGGCGCUACAAGACUUUCAUGAUUGACGAGAUCCUCUCCAAGGAGACUUGUGAUUACUUUGAGAAACUUUCUCUCUACUCGGUGUGCCCGUCGCUCAUUGUUCGGCCGAAGCCUCUUCAUUCAUGUUCGGGCUCCUCCUCACUGCGCACCUACCCGCUCCUCUCAGUCAUCACACGGCAGCCCCCCAACCUGCCCCACCACCUUCCCCAGUCCUCGUCCACGGGCCGGGUCUCCUCGCACCUGCCUCUGCUGUCCCCGCAGCACCCACGGGUCUCGGAGCCCUCGCCCAGCCAGACGCCCCUCAGCAUCAGUAGUGAGUCGGAAACGGAGCACAGCGCCCCCCGGCUGAAGAAGCCGCGUCGUAGCCGCACCAUCUUCACCGAGCUGCAGCUGAUGGGCCUAGAGAAGAAGUUCCAGAAGCAGAAGUACCUCUCCACGCCUGACAGGUUAGACCUGGCCCAGUCACUUGGUCUCACACAGCUUCAGGUGAAGACAUGGUACCAAAACAGACGUAUGAAGUGGAAGAAAAUGGUGCUGAAAGGAGGUCACGAGGCCCCCACUAAGCCCAAGGGGAGACCCAAGAAGAACUCCAUUCCCACCACAGAGGAAAUUGAGGCCGAGGAGAGAAGACUGAAGCUGGAGGAGGAGGAGAGGAUGAGGAGGGCAGCCGAGGAAGCGGCGCUGGGAGCAGAGGCGUCUCAGUUGGAACCUCAGGAUCUCAGCACAGUCUCGACUGUCACUACAGAAAGCCAUGAUCCAGCCACGGUGAUGGAGAGCUCUGAGCGAGAGCUGCCCCUCCCAGAGACUCAUGCAGUCAGCUAAGCACGAACAAAACAGCCAAAGACUCACGCCAACCUGACUAACAGACAAAUAGUGCCUCAGGAUCACUGUAAAAAGCCUGUCAUGUGUUUAGAGCCAUUUGCCUUUGGGAUUUGACUGGAAACAUAUUCGUGAUAUCCAAACUUUACUUCAUGUAAUCUAUAAUUUUUUUUUUUUUUUUUCCUGUACUGGAUAAUGUACACUGCAAAGAGUUAACAUGCAUAAACACUGUUUGCACUUGUAAUAAUCUGGGCUUUAGUAUCUAUAUUUGAGGAGAUCUCCAGCCAAAGAGAGUGCAAAUCAAACAAAUCGAAGCCGGCCAGUAGCUAGGUCCAGUACAACAGAGUAAUAUGUAUCAAGAUCUUGUGUCACAACAGCAAAAUACCAAAUUUGACACCUCUUGGUGCUAAGAACUGCCUCUCGUAGUGCAUGUGCCAAAAUAUGAAAUAUGAAAAUUUUGCCUUAUUAUAGUGUAUCUAUGUAUAUAAAUCCCUUCUCUGCCAAAAACUAUAUUAUUAAAUGGCUACAGUGCCUUGUUGGUCUCAGAGGAAAGCUUUUAAAAGUGUUGAUAAAAUAACGAUCAAAUGCAAGUAUAUUUUUUACAGUGUCUCACGUAACUUUUCCUAACAAAGUGCCGUUUUUGGAGACAACAAAGUUGCAUUUGUUAAAGAACGGUUCCACGCUCUAUAUUUUAAUUCUUCUGUGCAGCUUCAAGACCUUUAUGUGUUUAUUCAUGUGAUCAGCAACUCAUUGUUCUCAUUUUCAUUUUUGAAAAUGGAUUUUUGAUCUGAAAAAUCGAUAUCUCUGAUAAGCCAUGCACUGUAUUAUACUGUAGAAAUGUGUAUAAAAUAUAAAAUUUAUGGUCUUCAGGAUAUAUAUGUGAAACAUUAUUUUCAAUUGCUGUUUUAAAUUGGAUUAAAAUAGUUUGUAUAUAUAAUGUUACACCUGUCCUUGAUCUUUUUUCUCUCCCUUUUUUUUUUUUUUUUUUUGAAGCGAGUCAGAAUGACUCGAAUGAUGUGAGGCCACUAAGACUCUUUAAGCUGUCAGAGAUUCUCUGAGGGAAUAAAUCAUAGUCUGUGCCAAAGAUACAGGGCAACUGCUGAACAUGUAAAAAUAUUAGAGGUGUUUUCAGCCUGCGGGCUUUGUAUGAGUGCCCCAUAUCAGUAUGUAAGACUUGCAUUUACAUAAAACUGUCUUCAACCUCCUGUCAGUGCUUUUACUUUCCACGUCA